Messenger RNA from Chironomus riparius, 779 nucleotides. NCBI's taxonomy places the organism in Eukaryota, Metazoa, Arthropoda, Insecta, Diptera, Chironomidae. The record is from the annotation of a GenBank genome assembly.
CAUUUUCAUUCAUUCACAUCAAAAAUUUUAUUUUUAAGUUUCUUUUUUUAAAUGAGGAAAUUCUUAUUUUGUAUGAAAAUUGAAUCGGGCGGACUUUUUGUUGCCAUUUAUUGUGCUGUGACAAAUGUUGCUUAUGCUGUUGCACUUUUGUUGUUGUAUAAUUUUGUGAGAAUUACAAAGCAUGAUAAGGACAUGAUGUUUGUGGAUAAAUUGAAGGCAUUGGGCAUUGGUGCUUGUGAGAAUUUGAUUAUUUAUCAUACGAUUGGGACUGUUCUGCUUGGUAUUGGCAUUAGAAAGCGUAAGCCCAACCACAUCCUUUAUUUCUUCAAUUUCCACUUAUUUAUCACAAUUUUCAUCACCGUCUUUGGCUUUGGUUACUUUUACUCCAUAAAACCAGCAUUUUUCUUCCUUGUCUUGUUCUUCAUCGACAUUACCAUACGAAUCUAUAGUCUGUGCAUCCUUGAAACUAUUUACAAACUGUUCAAAGCUGAAACAAAAGAAAACGAGCUUAUUAAAAUGCGAGAAGAUACAAAAUUAACAUAUGGCGCAGUAGAUGAUGCCAAAAGCACCCCAUCACAUCAUGUAACAUUCACACUUAGUUCGUCGAAGGAUUCAUUGGAUUCAUCUGAUAUGGAAGAAAGUAGGGAUGAGCUAAGAAGCAUAUAUUGAGGGGUUUUGAGAGAAGCAAUCAGUUCUGGUUGCUUUUGGAAUGGUUAAUCUUGAAAUAUCAAUGUCUUAUCAGUGUAAACUAAAUGUGUGGCUUUAGAAUACAAUUUGUG